Molecule: messenger RNA, 2282 nt
Organism: Mangifera indica (mango)
Lineage: Eukaryota; Viridiplantae; Streptophyta; Magnoliopsida; Sapindales; Anacardiaceae
Product: protein REDUCED WALL ACETYLATION 3-like
Exons: 17
Coding region: 306-1937 (543 amino acids)
Biological process (GO): xylan biosynthetic process; xyloglucan metabolic process; plant-type secondary cell wall biogenesis
Cellular component (GO): Golgi apparatus
Molecular function (GO): acetyltransferase activity
Source: RefSeq, a predicted model, not a curated record
AAGAACCAAACCCAACUGCAACAACAACAGCAACAACAACAACAACAACAACAACAACAACGGCCAGCGACCGUUUGGAGAGCGGAGAGAAAGAGAUGAGAAAGUGAAAACGACACGUCGUCCAACAUUUUCUCUCUUCUUGAAGCAAACUCAUUCUCUUCGUUUGGAUCUCUGUUCCUUCAUCCUCUAUUUACGCUACGCUCUUUAAUUUUUUUUCCUCUAAUUCGAGUUUAUCAGCAUGUUCUAGACAUCACUCCUUCACUCGCUGAUUUUACUCUCCUCUUCCUCUGUUUUACGGAUCCAAGAUGGUGGUUUCCGGACCAAUCACGCCUGGACAGGUGUCAUUUCUACUUGGAAUUAUCCCAGUAUUUGUUGCAUGGAUAUAUUCAGAGUUUUUAGAAUAUAAAAGGCAUUCAUCUCAUUCUAAAGUCCAUUCAGAUACCAAUCUGGUUGAAUUGGAAAAGGAAACUAUCAAGGAAGAUGAUCAUGCUGUUUUUUUGGAAGGAGGCCUCACAAGAUCAGCUUCUGCAAGGCUUCACAGUUCAUCCGUUAAAGCAAACAUGAUUAGAUUUCUGACUAUGGAUGAUACUUUCUUGCUAGAAAAUCGGGCAACUUUGAGAGCUGUAGCUGAGUUUGGGGGAAUCCUUUUUUAUUUUUAUUUAUGUGACCGCGCCAAUGUAAUUGGCGAUUCUACCAAGAACUACAAUCGCGAUCUUUUCCUUUUUCUCUACCUUCUUCUUGUCAUAGUUUCAGCAAUGACUUCUCUGAAGAAACAUAAUGACAAAUCUGCUUUUUCUGGAAAGACCAUACUGUACCUUAAUCGGCAUCAGACUGAAGAGUGGAGAGGAUGGAUGCAGGUCCUUUUUUUAAUGUACCAUUACUUUGCUGCAACUGAGAUUUACAAUGCAAUACGUGUCUUUAUUGCUGCAUAUGUUUGGAUGACCGGGUUCGGUAACUUCUCCUACUAUUACAUUAGAAAGGAUUUUAGCCUUGCACGCUUUGCUCAGAUGAUGUGGCGCCUGAAUAUUUUUGUGGCAUUUUGCUGUAUUGUACUAAAAAAUGACUAUGUGCUGUACUAUAUCUGCCCAAUGCACACGCUUUUCACCAUAAUGGUGUAUGGAGCUAUUGGUAUUUUUAACAAGUACAAUGAGAUAAGAUCUGUGAUGAUUGUGAAGAUUCUGGCAUGCUUUCUUGUGGUCAUCUUGAUUUGGGAAGUUCCUGGAGUUUUUGAUAUAUUGUGGAGUCCUUUUUCAUUUCUACUGGGGUAUACUGAUCCUGCUAAGCCGGAUCUUCCUCGAUUACAUGAGUGGCAUUUUAGAUCUGGACUCGAUCGCUAUAUAUGGAUAGUAGGAAUGAUAUAUGCCUAUUGUCAUCCCAAUGUUGAGAAAUGGAUGGAGAAAUUGGAGGAAUCUGAACCCAAGAAAAAACUCUCAAUCAAAACAGGCAUUGUGGCAAUCGCUUUAUUGGUUGGUUACUUUUGGUAUGAAUGCAUCUACAAGCUGGAUAAAGUUACAUACAACAAGUACCAUCCAUACACGUCAUGGAUUCCCAUCACUGUGUACAUUUGUUUGCGAAACUUCACUCAGCAGCUUCGAAAUAUCUCUCUGACUCUUUUCGGGUGGCUUGGCAAGAUAACUUUGGAAACCUAUAUCUCCCAGUUCCAUAUCUGGUUAAGAUCAAACAAGCCUAAUGGACAACCCAAGUGGCUCCUUUCUAUUAUCCCAGAAUACCCAAUGCUCAAUUUCAUGCUUACAACUGCUAUUUAUAUCUUGGUAUCUCAUAGACUUUUUGAAUUAACCAAUGCACUCAAGAUAGCUUUUAUACCUACAAAAGACAACAGGCGGCUGCUGUCUAACUUUCUCGCUGGAGUUGCAAUUUCUGUGUGCUUGUAUUGUGUGUCACUCAUUCUUCUUUUGAUCCCUCAUUCACCGGCCUGAAAGUGAAACUUGCACUGAAGUUACAAAAACAAGUACAGGUUGAGUUGAAAGAAGGGGAAUUGUAAACUGUUGCUCGCGGAAAUACACAUAGGAAGCAAAUAUUUUGCAACUUUGGGGAAAGAUUAGCAUCACGGAUAGACAAAGCUAAAAUUAGGUGUUCAAUUCGAAAGAGGCAGGUAAAUGGCACAGAAAAAAUUUUCUCUUUUUGUAAUAUUGUGAAUUCAUUUAUAUAUCAAUUUUUGCUCCACGUUUUUUAAAGGUAGGUUCUUGUGACAUAGAUUUAUAGAUUUAUCGUCUGGCUUAACAAACAGAUACAAUAUUCAAUACUACAAUUUUUAUUGUGAA